AUGGAGCACACUUUUGACGGUGUUGAACGGACGUUUCCGAAGAAGAGGAGUGGUGUGGGCAUGAUCGGGCCAAAUAGUUUUGAUCGAAAGAAGAAACGUUCGAUGGUGAAGACAUCCAGUAGGAUGAGUGCAUCGCAGUCGCGCUUAGUGAUGAAUGACGAUGAUGUAACUGAAUUAACAAAGAAGAAAAAAAAAGGCUCGAAAGCAAGACAACGCAAACGAUCCGCAAAGUUUGAGUCCAAAAUAGCGGCUAAAAAAGCAGCAUCCGAAGCUGCUUCAGCGGCCACAACCGAAGGCACGGUCAGUGAAGCUGGUGUUAGCGAUCAGUUGAAGUUGGAUCCACGAGAAGUUGACAGUGAUGAUGCUGACGAAAAAGAGGAAGGUGCUGAAGAGUCAACGGAUUCUGAUGAGUCUGAUGAAGGGAGUGAAAGUAUCGGCGGUAGUGAAUCGAACAGCAAGAUUAUCAGCGCCAACAUGAGGAUUCAGCAAGAUGCUGGUGCAGAGGAUCGCUCCGAAAACGAUAGUAGUGAUGAUUCAGAAGAAGAA
Molecule: messenger RNA, 546 nt
Organism: Anisakis simplex (herring worm)
Lineage: Eukaryota; Metazoa; Nematoda; Chromadorea; Rhabditida; Anisakidae
Source: the annotation of a GenBank genome assembly